Penicillium angulare is the source of this 546-nucleotide messenger RNA. Its product is annotated as KxDL motif-containing protein. Gene Ontology annotation, cellular component: endosome; BLOC-1 complex. Gene Ontology annotation, biological process: regulation of protein localization; endosome organization. Bases 1 to 546 code for a protein of 181 amino acids. The transcript has 3 exons. NCBI's taxonomy places the organism in Eukaryota, Fungi, Ascomycota, Eurotiomycetes, Eurotiales, Aspergillaceae. The record is from RefSeq and is a predicted model, not a curated record.
AUGGCCGCCCACCACCGUCACCAGUACUACCAGCCAUCCGCUGUGCCAAUGAGCAUGCCCUCCAAGGCACCGGCACCAGCCAACAUGUAUCCAAUCUCCAGAGUUCCCGGUUCGCCAACAGACUACUCUGAUGCAAGUACCACUGCGGGUAGCCGCACAUCUGGUGGAAUGACGUUCAGCUCUGCCGGCGGCGAUUACGACUCCAGCUCAGCAUCAUACUCGGGCGUGGAUGUCGUUGACGUCCUAAGCGAUCGCAUGCAAGAUGCAUUUGACCCAACGCCACUCGACAGGAGCCUGGCAAGUCAAGCGCAAACCUCCGGCCAACUGCAUGCCAAGCAACAGGAACUCAUGGAACUGCAAGCAAUGGCUGAGCGCCGCAUGAGAGGCCUGCGAGCGAACUUCAACGAAGGGCUCAAAACCGCCCGGGAGACCAAGCGAGAUCUCGAGUGGACCCAGAAGCGCGUCAGCUCCCUCAAAUCUAAGGCCGAGAAGGCCCACCCGGAGGAAUACCGCCGGGCCUCGAAGAAGUACACCUACGACUACUGA